AAUCAGUCGGACGUCGUGCGCGUAAAAAACUUGUUGCUCGUCGUACCUGUUGGCGAUGGCGCACAAUGGCCCUCUUCGAGCUUUGCACCUGUCCGGCAGCCUAUAAAUGUCAGUUUCACAAUCCCCUAUGACCUACGGACGGCAGCGGCGAGAGACGAUAUCUUGAGCUCGAUAAACUAUGGCUCUCUCUCAAAAACCGUUACUACCUCUCUCGACGCCUAUGCCACCUCCGGAUUCUCCUCCUUGGAACGGUUACUCGACCAUAUAUUUGACACAUGCUUCCAAGCCUUCAAGGCGAUAGCCCAAAUGACUGUGCAUAUCAUAAAGCCCCGUGCACUUCCCUAUGCAAAGAACGUCAGCAUCACUUCGACACGUGUCCGAGACGGUUCACGCGUUGGCAUAGUGGACGUACUGUCACUCGAGCAGCUAUCCUGCAACCUUGUCGUGGGGCUCAAUGCUUGCGAGCGCGAGGACAAGCAGGUUGUGGAUUUUGACAUUGAUAUCGCUACUGAGUCUGUCGAGAAGGGAGACGUAUUUGACUGGCGUACUUUAUCAAAAAAUCUUCGGACGGAGGCAGAAAAAUCGGCCUUUAUCUCAGUUGAAUCUCUAGCUUCACUUGUGGCGGAAAGCGUCCUUCGACAUACUGACCGCGAAAGCGAUAUUGUGACGGUACGUGCAAUGAAGCCCCAGGCCCUUGUGUUUGCCGAGGCUGCGGAAGUAGAAAUUGUACGGACGAUGCGAGACUAUCAAACAAAUCGGGACCCUCUUGGUAUGACAUCAAACUUGACGGCUCAAGGACAAGAAUUGCAUACGGCUACGAUUGCUCUCGGUUCUAAUCUCGGUGACCGCUUCGCGAACAUUGAGCGAGCUCUCCAAAUCCUCGAUGUCGAUGAUGAUACAAUUCUCCUCCGCGAAGAUCAUGGCGAUCCGAAAGGGUCAGCCAUCGUCUCCGUGGUGAAUACCAGCUUUAUGUACGAGACAGCACCAAUGUAUGUCACCGACCAGCCGGAAUUCAUUAACUGCGCUUGCAUCGUCGAAACAAGUCUGCCACCACAUGAUCUUCUUCAUCUUUUGAAGACCAUAGAGAAUAUCGUUGGACGCGUGCCUACUAUUCGGAAUGGCCCUCGAGCGAUUGACCUGGAUAUAUUGACAUACGAUGACAUCAUGCACGAUUCGCGCCCUGAGAAUGAAAGAGGAUCGUUGGACAACAUGCAAGGCCAUCUUGUCAUCCCUCACCCUCGCAUGGCCGAACGGGAGUUCGUCCUUCGGCCCUUGAACGACAUGAUUCCGGAAAACAUUCAUCCAGUACACAAAAAGUCUAUUCGACGGUUACUCUCGGAACUUAUGUCGACACAAUCUAAUGACAUACCAACCAUGAACAAAGUCAUGGCCUUCCCAAUCCAUUCUCACACGUCCGCAUCGUCCGCAUCGUCCGCAUUACUUGGCAACGUACUUGCGACUUCCACUUACUGGAAAUUCCCUUCUCGUGACUCGCGGACCCAACACUCUGCAGUCCAUAAAACUCACAUCAUGGCAACUCUCAACAUGACGCCUGACUCCUUCUCGGACGGAUCCAUACACAACACGCUUCCUACCGCACUUGCGUAUGUGAAGUCAUCAGUCAAUGCAGGCGCAGACAUGAUUGACAUCGGAGGGUGCUCUACACGACCUGGUGCUGCAUAUGUCUCUGCUGAGGACGAAACCGCCCGAGUUGUCCCUAUCAUCGAGGCGAUCCGGGCUUCUCCUGACCCAGAAAUAAGCCGAGUACUAAUCAGCGUCGACACAUUCCGCCAUGAUGUUGCCCGCUCUGCUGUGCUUGCCGGCGCAAACUGCAUCAACGAUGUGUACGCCUUCACGGGUCCCGUUUAUCCCCUCAAUGAAGAUGCUGUCCGGCACCUUGUUGAGAUGCGGCGGAUCUCCCGUGAACUCGCGGUGCCCGUCGUACUCAUGCAUUCGCGAGGAGAUGCAAGCACCAACAAGGACUAUUCGGAUUACGAGAAUCCUGACGUCGUCGGCACUCGUGAUGACGCGGUCCUCAAGGGAGUAGCCCUCGAGCUGGGAGAAAAAGUAAACGCCAUCGUAUGCGGACGAGGCGGUGUUAGGCGAUGGCUAGUGAUGGUCGACCCCGGCGUUGGGUUCAGUAAGUCUGUUGAGGGCAACUUGGCCCUUCUGAGACAGGCGUCGGUCGUUACUGGCGAGGUGUUGCCUGGCAGAGUGGCGAAUCCGCUGCGCGGGUUCCCCCAACUCAUUGGUACAUCGCGGAAGUCCUUCUUAGCUGCUAUUCUGGCGAGUAAAGAUGAAGAGGGAACGUACACUGGACGGGAGGUGCCGCCUAUGGAGAGAGGGUGGGCGACAGCUGCUGCUAUCGCGUGCGCGGUCCAACAAGGUGCGGCGGUUGUGAGAGUUCACCAGGUCCGGGAGCUCGGAGAUGUGGUGAGGAUUUCUGAUGCGUUAUGGAGGUCAAAAACAAAGUAGUAGCGAAUAAAAACUUUGUUCU
Heterobasidion irregulare TC 32-1 is the source of this 2497-nucleotide messenger RNA. RefSeq lists its product as uncharacterized. Lineage: Eukaryota; Fungi; Basidiomycota; Agaricomycetes; Russulales; Bondarzewiaceae. The coding region runs from base 307 to 2475 and encodes 722 amino acids. Gene Ontology annotation, biological process: tetrahydrofolate biosynthetic process. The transcript is spliced from 6 exons. The record is from RefSeq and is a predicted model, not a curated record. Gene Ontology annotation, molecular function: 2-amino-4-hydroxy-6-hydroxymethyldihydropteridine diphosphokinase activity; dihydropteroate synthase activity; dihydroneopterin aldolase activity. Gene Ontology annotation, cellular component: mitochondrial envelope.